Molecule: messenger RNA, 767 nt
Organism: Triticum aestivum (bread wheat)
Lineage: Eukaryota; Viridiplantae; Streptophyta; Magnoliopsida; Poales; Poaceae
Product: cactin
Biological process (GO): mRNA cis splicing, via spliceosome
Cellular component (GO): cytoplasm; spliceosomal complex
Molecular function (GO): protein binding
Source: RefSeq, a predicted model, not a curated record
AUGAGUUGGAACUGAAGGCAAUGAAAGCGAUGGGAGCAAUGGAGGAAGGGGACGCUGUAUUUGGUUCAGGUGCUGAAGUGAACCUGGAUUCACAGGUGUACUGGUGGCAUGACAAGUACCGACCAAGGAAACCAAAGUACUUCAAUAGUGUGCAUACUGGAUAUGAGUGGAACAAAUACAAUCAAGCUCAUUAUGAUCAUGACAACCUGCCUCCUAAAAUUGUCCAGGGCUACAAGUUCAACAUAUUUUACCCUGAUCUUGUGGAUAAAUCAAAAGUACCAAUGUACACUAGAGAAAGAUGGAAGUGCUGGGGAGACAUGCCAUAUAAGGUUUCAUGCUGGCCCUCCAUACGAGGAUAUUGGUACAAGGGGAAGAAGGCAGUAGGAGAGAACAAGGAGAAGAAGGCGACAGAGCGAAGCAAACCGUCCUCACCUCAAGAUGGUCAAGAAGAUGAACAAAAGAAAAAGGAUGGUUUAUUAUACCAGAAGUGACAUGGACCACCCAACCAAUUCGAACAACAAGGCAACAAGCAAGUGACCAUAGGGCCACGGUAGACCGUAGGCUGCAAAUUGCCGCCCAAAUGUGGGAAGAUAGGCAAAUCAUGUAUGCAAAUUUAUGAGUGUGUGACACUCCAUGUAUCAUGUAUCAUUUAUUGUGUUCAAACCAUGUAUUUGUAGUGCUGAAACCACUCCCUUGGAUUUAUUUGAUGGCUGGACAGAUUGUAUUUUGUUCAGAUUUCAUUAAUUUGUUUGGAUGGUUUUGAUGGC